GACUACUUUUAAACGCGGACGGAUAUUGCCAGAUGACGUAUACAGACUCGGGUAUAUAAACCAGUGUCUGUGUGCUGCGGUUUAGUUCUACAGCGGAAGACGAGAAGAAGAGACAACUACGCCAGCAGAAAACGACUUAUUAACUGCGUUUCUUUAAUAAGCAAACAUGCAGAUCUUUGUGAAGACCCUCACUGGCAAGACCAUCACCCUCGAGGUUGAGCCCAGCGAUACUAUUGAAAAUGUGAAGGCCAAGAUCCAGGACAAGGAAGGCAUUCCCCCAGACCAGCAGAGGCUGAUCUUUGCCGGCAAGCAGCUGGAAGAUGGUCGCACCCUCUCCGACUACAACACAAAAGAAUCCACCCUCCAUCUUGUCCUGCGUCUGAGGGGAGGCAUGCAGAUCUUCGUUAAGACCCUCACUGGCAAGACCAUCACCCUGGAGGUCGAGCCCAGCGACACUAUUGAGAACGUGAAGGCCAAGAUCCAGGACAAGGAAGGCAUUCCCCCAGACCAGCAGAGGCUGAUCUUUGCCGGCAAGCAGCUGGAAGAUGGUCGCACCCUCUCCGACUACAACAUCCAAAAAGAAUCCACCCUCCAUCUUGUCCUGCGUCUGAGGGGAGGCAUGCAGAUCUUCGUUAAGACCCUCACUGGCAAGACCAUCACCCUGGAGGUCGAGCCCAGCGACACUAUUGAGAACGUGAAGGCCAAGAUCCAGGACAAAGAAGGCAUUCCCCCAGACCAGCAGAGGCUGAUCUUUGCCGGCAAGCAGCUGGAAGAUGGCCGCACCCUCUCCGACUACAACAUCCAGAAAGAAUCCACCCUCCAUCUUGUCCUGCGUCUGAGGGGAGGCAUGCAGAUCUUCGUUAAGACCCUCACUGGCAAAACCAUCACCCUCGAAGUUGAGCCCAGCGACACCAUUGAGAACGUGAAGGCCAAGAUCCAGGACAAGGAAGGCAUUCCCCCAGAUCAGCAGAGGCUGAUCUUUGCCGGCAAGCAGCUGGAAGAUGGUCGCACCCUCUCCGACUACAACAUCCAGAAAGAAUCCACCCUCCAUCUUGUCCUGCGUCUGAGGGGAGGCAUGCAGAUCUUCGUUAAGACCCUCACUGGCAAGACCAUCACCCUUGAGGUUGAGCCCAGCGACACUAUUGAGAACGUGAAAGCCAAGAUCCAGGACAAAGAAGGCAUUCCCCCAGACCAGCAGAGGCUGAUCUUUGCUGGCAAGCAGCUGGAAGAUGGUCGCACCCUCUCCGACUACAACAUCCAAAAGGAGUCCACCCUCCAUCUUGUCCUGCGUCUGAGGGGAGGCAUGCAGAUCUUUGUCAAGACCCUUACGGGCAAAACCAUCACCCUCGAGGUUGAGCCCAGCGACACCAUUGAGAAUGUGAAGGCCAAGAUCCAGGACAAAGAAGGCAUUCCCCCAGACCAGCAGAGGCUGAUCUUUGCUGGCAAGCAGCUGGAAGAUGGUCGCACCCUCUCCGACUACAACAUCCAAAAGGAGUCCACCCUCCAUCUUGUCCUGCGUCUGAGGGGAGGCAUGCAGAUCUUCGUUAAGACCCUCACUGGCAAGACCAUCACCCUUGAGGUUGAGCCCAGCGACACUAUUGAGAACGUGAAAGCCAAGAUCCAGGACAAAGAAGGCAUUCCCCCAGAUCAGCAGAGGCUGAUCUUUGCUGGCAAGCAGCUGGAAGAUGGUCGCACCCUCUCCGACUACAACAUCCAGAAAGAAUCCACCCUCCAUCUUGUCCUGCGUCUGAGGGGAGGCAUGCAGAUCUUUGUCAAGACCCUUACGGGCAAAACCAUCACCCUCGAGGUUGAGCCCAGCGACACCAUUGAGAACGUGAAGGCCAAGAUCCAGGACAAAGAAGGCAUUCCCCCAGAUCAGCAGAGGCUGAUCUUUGCUGGCAAGCAGCUGGAAGAUGGUCGCACCCUCUCCGACUACAACAUCCAGAAAGAAUCCACCCUCCAUCUUGUGCUGCGUCUGAGGGGCGGCAUGCAGAUCUUCGUUAAGACCCUCACUGGCAAGACCAUCACCCUGGAGGUCGAGCCCAGCGACACCAUUGAGAAUGUUAAGGCCAAGAUCCAGGAUAAGGAAGGCAUUCCCCCAGACCAGCAGAGGCUGAUCUUUGCUGGCAAGCAGCUGGAAGAUGGUCGCACCCUCUCCGACUACAACAUCCAGAAAGAAUCUACCCUCCAUCUUGUCCUGCGUCUGAGGGGUGGCAUGCAGAUCUUCGUUAAGACCCUCACUGGCAAGACCAUCACCCUGGAGGUUGAACCCAGCGACACCAUUGAGAACGUGAAAGCCAAGAUCCAGGACAAGGAAGGCAUUCCCCCAGACCAGCAGAGGCUGAUCUUUGCUGGCAAGCAGCUGGAAGAUGGACGCACCCUCUCCGACUACAACAUCCAGAAGGAGUCCACCCUCCAUCUUGUCCUGCGUCUGAGGGGCGGUCAAUAAAUGGUUCCAUGUUUUCACUUGCUUAACAUAACAACCUAACCCAAUAAAGUAUGCAAGAUUAAAUUA
Sebastes umbrosus (honeycomb rockfish) is the source of this 2515-nucleotide messenger RNA. It is a transcript of the gene ubb, whose product is annotated as ubiquitin B. Gene Ontology annotation, molecular function: protein tag activity; ubiquitin protein ligase binding. Gene Ontology annotation, biological process: protein ubiquitination; modification-dependent protein catabolic process. The record is from RefSeq and is a predicted model, not a curated record. Lineage: Eukaryota; Metazoa; Chordata; Actinopteri; Perciformes; Sebastidae. Gene Ontology annotation, cellular component: cytoplasm; nucleus.